Messenger RNA from Onychostruthus taczanowskii (white-rumped snowfinch), 1119 nucleotides. RefSeq names its product aryl-hydrocarbon-interacting protein-like 1. Gene Ontology annotation, molecular function: protein binding; peptidyl-prolyl cis-trans isomerase activity. NCBI's taxonomy places the organism in Eukaryota, Metazoa, Chordata, Aves, Passeriformes, Passeridae. The transcript has 8 exons. The record is from RefSeq and is a predicted model, not a curated record. The coding region runs from base 1 to 1119 and encodes 372 amino acids.
AUGGAAGAAACCUACCUGCUGAAUGUGGAAGGGGUCAGAAAGAAGAUUCUGCAUGGAGGCCAAGGGGAACUGCCGAAGCUGCAGGAUGGGAGCAAGUUCACCUUCCACUUCCAGACGCUGAAGGAUGACUUUGAGCGGACGGUGAUCGAUGACAGCCGGGAAGCCGGCAUGCCCAUGGAGAUCAUCGUGGGCAAGAUGUUCAAGCUGGAGAUCUGGGAGACGCUGCUCAGCUCCAUGAGGAUUGGGGAGGUGGCAGAGUUCUGGUGCGACGCCAUUCACACAGGCAUGUACGCCCUGGUGUCCAGGGGCAUGCGGAGGAUUGCGGAGGGCCGGGACCCCCUGGAAGGGCAGAAGCACCGCUGUGGCAUGGGCAACAUGUUUGACUACCACAGCACGGGCUACGAGGACCUGGACGAGCUGCAGCGGACGCCACAGCCUCUCAUCUUCAUCAUGGAGCUGUUCCGGGUGGAGGACCCCUCAGCAUACAAACGUGACACCUGGGCCAUGAGCAAGGAGGAGAAGCUGGCAGCAGUGCCCGUGCUGCACAGCGAGGGCAACCGCCUGGUGCUGCGCAGGGAGUUCGCACAGGCGGCCGCCAAGUACCAGGAGGCUGUCAUCUGCCUCAGGAACCUCCAGGCCAAGGAGAAGCCGUGGGAGGAUGGCUGGCUGAAGCUGGAGAGCCUGGUCACGCCGCUGGUGCUCAACUACUGCCAGUGCCAGCUGGAGCUCGGCGAGUACUACGAGGUGCUGGAGCACACCACGGAGCUUCUCCAGAAGCACAAUGACAAUGCCAAGGCCUAUUUCAAGCGGGCAAAGGCCCACGCUGCUGUCUGGAAUGAGAGGGAGGCACGGGAGGACUUCCAGCGCGUGGCUCACCUCGACCCCUCCAUGGCGGCCGCGGUGAAGAAGGAGCUGAAGCAGCUGGGGGAGAGGAUGAGGAAGAAGCAUGUGGAGGAUCGGAAGCGCUACCAGGGCCUCUUCCAAUCAUCCCAGGGUGUGAAGGCCCGCCUCUGGGGCCACGACCUCUCCUGCAGAGGGGUCUGGACAGGGAUGAAGGCAGGAGGGGCCCAAAGCUCGCUGCAGGUGGUGCUGGCAGGUCUGUCCAUCCUCAAGGUGUGA